AACCAGCCCAAAAACGAACGCGCGGCCAUGUUGAAUUGUCAAUAUUUCGAAAGAAGAGACAAAAGAGCGAAAACUCGAUGGAUUUCUCGAAACAGCGAGUAUUUACCGAACUUAAUUAAACCGUCGACGAAACGUUAAGCAACGACACAACGAGGGAAAACUGUGUGUGGAAGUAGCAAAGUGAAGCUAGCAUCGCCUCUCAGGUAACCUGGAUUUUUCUGUUGAGCUGCAAUUCCCAAAGCACUUGGCAGACUGUCAUCUCAACAUUUGCCAGUGAACUAAAGAAAACCGGACAAGGAUUACCACAGACAUUUUGAGUGGACUGUCCCAUGUUUUAGGACAACAUUGCUGGAGUGACUUUUUGAGCAAGUAUUGAGCCCCAGCAAAAAAAACUUUUUGAUGACAAAGAAACGAAUCAUAAAAAUAGUCUUGAGACGUGACCAAGCAGAAUAUAUUUUACUACUGGCCAAUUUGAAUGUACAGAAAUAGCACUUGGAUUUAACGAGCCAAGAUACUCCGAAGAACACAAAAAGAUAAUUCUGAAUUAUACAGCCAGGAUAAAGUAUUUUAAGAUAGGUUGUAGUACAGCAAACAUUUGUUACAUAUGUACUAGUCUAGCUAUAUAUCUAGCACCAAUGGAUCGUUUUGCAGUGAGGAAAGUGCCAGAGGGACAGGCUGCCAUGACAGAGGGUCAGGCUGCCACGACAGAGGGACAGGCCGCCACGAUAGGGCAAGGACAGGCUUCCGAAGCGUCAACUUCGCAAAAAAGACGAAAAAGAAAAUACAAUGAGGAAUAUGUUAAAUAUGGAUUCACAGUGACGACAGACAGAGCAGGAGAGGAGGUACCACUGUGUUUCGUAUGUUCAACAAUUCUCUGUGAUGAAGCUAUGAAGCCGUCGAAACUUACGCGGCAUAUGGAGACGCAUCACGUCCACUUGAAGGCCAAACCCGUUGAGUACAUGCAACAGAUGUUGCGUGAUUUCAAAGGACAGCAGGCUACCAUGAGGAAGAGUGCAAAAAUAAAUGAAAACGCACUGAAAGCAUCGUAUCUGGUCGCUCUCAGGGUUGCAAAAAUUAAGAAGCCCAAUACCAUUGCAGAGCAGCUUAUAUUGCCAGCAGCCAUAGAUAUGUGCAGAGCUAUGGUAAGCGAAGAAUGUGCCAACAAAUUAAAAACUAUUCCGUUGUCAGACAACACAAUCGGAAGACGAAUUGGGGAAAUGGCAAAUGAUGUCAAAGACCAGCUGAUGGCAAAACUUCAGACAGUUCUGUUUUCCCUUCAAAUCGACGAGACGACAGAUGUUACUAAUGAUGCGCAACUGUUAACAUUUGUGCGAUACGAGGACAGUGGCACUAUGUGCGAGGAAUUUCUUUUUUGCAAACCACUGCCCGGGCGAACUACCGGUGUAGAAAUAUUUAAAGCACUGGACGAUUUUUUCACGGAGCACAAUAUCUCGUGGCAGAGGUGCGUUGCAUUAUGCAGCGAUGGGGCCCGAGCCAUGAGUGGCAGCAAGACUGGACUGUUUGCGCAUGUAAGGAGGGUGGCUCCGGGGGUAAUUUGGACACACUGCCUGAUUCAUAGAGAGGCUCUCGCCUCCAAAGAUCUCAGUGUUGAGCUCAGUGGUGUGUUUGAUGUCGUUGUCAAGACGGUCAACUUCAUAAAACGAAACGCAUUGAAUACACGCCUGUUUUCAUCCCUAUGCCAUGACUUGGGAAGUGAACACAGCUCUCUCCUUUAUCAUUCAGAGGUGCGUUGGCUGUCUCGCGGCGCUGUGCUCGCCCGUGUGUUUGAACUACGCGGAGCUAUCUACGAGUUCUUGUGCGAGAAGCAUUCUGAUCUGGCUUCCAAUUUCAACGAUAGUUACUGGUUAACUAAGCUGGCGUACCUCACAGAUGUUUUUGCAGAGCUGAACAAGUUGAACAGCUCCAUGCAAGGGAGAGAUGCAAACGUCAUGCAGCUCUACGAGAAGCUCGACGCAUUUGUGAAAAAAAUGUCAAAGUGGAUCGAACGAGUGGAGAGCAAUAACUUGGCGAUGUUUCCUUCAGUUGAGGAAUACCCUGACAGCACUGACAUCAACGACACUAUAUGUGAGCAUUUGAGGAAGCUUGUGCGUCAAUUCGCAAAGUACUUCACUGAUUCGGAAGAGUGGCGCCGUGACAGCAAGUGGAUCCUGCUCCCAUUCAGUGACGAUGCAUCAGUAGGGUCAAGUCUGACGGCUGUGGAAGAGGAUAAGCUGAUUGAGAUGUCCACAGACUCUGUCAGGAGGCAUAUGUACGACACACAGCCCCUUGUUAAAUUCUGGAUAAGUUGCCAGACAGAAUUUCCACAGCUUGCUGCAAAAGCAAUGAGGUGUCUUUUGCCCUUUCCAACCACAUACCUGUGUGAGAGUGGUUUUUCUACACUGGCGUACUUAAAGAAUAAGUACAGGGCUAGGCUUGAUCCAGAGAAUGACAUGAGACUGUCUCUGUCUACCAUUUCGCCACGAAUAGACAGGCUGUGUGGACUUCACCACGCCCAGAUAUCACACUGACAGCAGGUGAUUGGUGACAGGUCUGUCCUGGCUGGGUUAUAAAAGCCCUGACCAGCCAGCAGUUGAGGCUGCCUUGGUCUUCAUUUGUUGGAUUUUGGUUCUCCGGUGUUGUUGGAUUUUUGUUCUCCGUUGUUGUUUUGUCACACACCUAGACUGACUUUGCAUGACAUUUUUAGUUACUUUUCCCAAUACUGAAUUGCACAACACUUUAUUAUUCUUUAUUCUUUCUUUAAAAUAAUCUUUAAUUUAAUUUAAUUUAAUAAAUCUACUUUUAUUAUUAUAAAAUCUGCGUGGCCUCUCUUUCAUGUUUCAUGCAUUGAGCUAUGCAUGUAACACCAAAUACACACGCGCACGCGCAGGCACAUCAGUGGGCCGCGGAUUGCUUUCUAGUCCGAAUGGUGGUCCCUGGGACAAAACCAGUUGAAAACCCCUGCUCUAGUCUAAUGUCAACAAUGUUGCACUGAUUUGUAGACACUUUGUCACAUGACCUGGAAGCUAUUGAAAAGAAUAGCAAACAAAAACUGAGGUUUCUUUUCCUAAAAUAUAGUUAAAUAAAACAUAAAAAGCACUACAAUUCUUUAAAAAUGAGGUGCGUCCUAUUUGUCCAGUGUAGUGAUACAAUCCUGCAAUAAUUAGGAGGCAUUAGGUCAAAGGACAUGGAAGCUAUUGAAAGAGUUUUCAUUCACGAAACUGUAGAUUUGUUUAUUGAAGAAAUGGUACAAGAACCAAAACCUAACAACAACAGGAGUGUCCUACCUGUCCAGUGUGGUCUUACAGUUCUGCACCGUCUAAUCGAAACUGCUUAAUUAACAUAACAUUUUUUAUGUAAAAAAUGGCAAAUGCCUUGGAAGUUAUGUCGUGCAAACACCACUCCAGUACUUAAACAAAUAGCGACACACACCUUGUUGGUGGGCGUGUUAAUGCAAUCUAAGUUCAAUAUAUUGAAUUAUAUCAGACCAAGGAUUAUUCUGAAACAGGUCUAAAAGUACACACCAGAUGUUUGCAAUUCCUCAAACAUCUUUGACAUGUAUGACUUGUAUACUCUGGGAGUAAGGCCUUAAAAGAGGGUAAGGCUGACCUGUCGUCUCCCAAGGUCAAAAAGACAGAGAUCUAUGCAUCUGUUAAUAUGUUCACUGGGCAGGCUGGCGCUUGAAAGUUGGAAUGUUUGUGCAUUGGGGGGCAGAAAAAGAUCGUAUAUAACCGGUUCGAUUCCUCCAAGCCGGGAGAAGCAACGUGGUGUUUUCACAGUAUUAUGCUUGUUACAUAUAUAAUAUUUAACCUCAUCCAUUUCUGUGUCUGUGUCUUAAUGUGUUUCUACUGAUUAAUGUUGUGAGUGUUAAGGUCUCGGCUCCACGACAGGCGAGCUGUUUUUCGGCCCCUGUCCAUCUCUAUGAUCUCAUGGUUACGCUGAUGACACCCAGCUUUACAUCUCCGAAAAAAGUUUUCCACAGCCACAAACUCCCCUCACCAGCUGACUGACAUUAGACCUGGAUGCAAAACCACUUUAUGAAACUCAACUGCAUCCAGUCAGAACUCAUCAUUGUAAGCUCAACCUCCUGACAAUGUGUAGCAAUUCACUAAAGGUCUAGUUACACAGUGAGUCACAGUCUGCUCCCUCACUCACCUAUUUUCUGCAUUACUAUUUCUCUGUCACCUUAGUCACCUGGUAGCCACAGCCUGUUUGCUCUCUCACUCUCUGUUGCACCCAUCAGCUCCACUAGUAUAGGCCCCCUUCCCUCUCACCUCAGUGCCAGAUAGUACUUCGCAACAUGCAAGUCUUUCCCGCAUUCCUUCCCAGAUUUCUCUCCCGAUUUCGCUCGGUUUCCUGACCCUGCCUGUACCUGCGUCUACUGUCUCGCCUACUCCUGGAACCCUCGCCUGUCCCCGACCUGCCCUUUGCCCACUGUCUGCCGGUUUGUCGUUCUACCAACCACUGCCUUGUAUCAGAACUGUACUUUGAAAACUAUUAAUAAUAAAGCUGGUUACCGACUUUCCCUGGUCUCCCGUGUGUUGCACUUUGGUUCUCAGCUUGCUGCUGACAGAGACAAAUGCAAUAAAAAACGUUUCUACUGUGUGUGAAUGUGGUCCUUAAAUCUAUGGAACAACUAAGGCAGAAUGUUCUCUGCUCUCAAAAGAAAUGCCUAAGGGUCCUUUGGGUGCAUGUUCUACCUUUACAGCAUUGCAACCACAACAUCAAUUGCUUUAAGUGUUUGAAAGAUGUUAAAACAAUGUUGAAAAACUACAAUUUCUGAAGAUUUUUCAAACCUGUUUUUCGUUGGUCAUAAUGCGUAAAACACUUCAGGUUUAUCUGUUACAGUCUUAGCUUCUCAUGUUCAGUUAAGGAACAGACCAUCUGGCCGGCAGACGGUAAACACAGAACAGCACUUUCUAUCUUCUUUAAAUACAAAUUAAGCUAACAGAAUAUUUGUAAUAAUUUAAAGGAGAGGCAAAACUUUUAGCGGCUUUAUUUUGUUUCAGUUAUUUUAGCAUACAUAGUUACGUCUUGUAUUGUUGAUGCUUAUUCAUUUACUGUAUCUCUGUUUUAUAUUUUGAGUUUGUUUCCGAGACACAAGCAUGAAAGGCUAUAUUUUCCUUGUCGUGGCCUUGACGGUUUCAUCAGUAUCCUCCAGAAGAGCAGUCGGGAAAAAGAUAGUGGAAAUUGGUGAAAGCAAGAGCAUUGCAGAGGCAAACAAGGGCUCUUUGCAUGAUGAUAUCCUGAAGGCACCACCAAACACGCAAAAGAGUGCCACUACCGAUGGGGACAAACUGUGGACAUCACCAGUCGCAUAUGUAUUGGACAAAAACCUUGAGAUGAAUGCUAAAGGACUCAUCCUGAAAGCCUUUGACCAGUUCAGGUUGAAGUCAUGUAUCGACUUCAAACCAAGAGACUCUGAGGAGUAUUACAUCUCGGUCAAAAAGAAAGACGGAUGUUAUUCAUACAUUGGGAAAGUAAAAUCCAACGGACAGGAGCUGUCCAUCGGGAGAUUUUGUGAUGAUAUCUCAACGGUUGAACAUGAGUUCCUCCAUGCUUUGGGCUUCUACCACGAACAGUCCAGAUAUGACAGAGAUGAUCAUGUGACCAUUGUUUACAAGAACAUCGAAGCAGGUUAUGAAUAUAAUUUUUUAGAAGAAAGCAAUGAAACCACCACCACCCAGGGAGUCCCGUACGACUACUGGUCAGUGAUGCACUACGGCAAAGAUGAUUUCACCAAUGGCAACGGGUCAACUAUUAUAACCAAAGACCCAAAGUUCCAGGAUGUGAUUGGUCAGAGACUGGAAGUGAGUCCCAAAGAUGUUCUGGAGCUGAACAGCCUCUACAAAUGCCAGUCAACCAUCGCAUUUCAGAUGCAGUGCAGCUUCUCUGAUGAGACCAUGUGUCAAAUGACUAGCUGUUCACAGAGUGGGCUUGCCUGGGAAAUGGUAAAAAAGGUUAAAGGGGGUCCUAUGUCUGACCACACCAGUUUACCCAGUGGCAGUGGUGAACAAGGUGAAGAUGCGGGUUACUUCAUGCAUGUGAGCAUGGGCACAGGUGAGAUGGGAGACUCAGCCUGGCUGGAGACCCACAGGAUGAGUCUCAACAGGGAGCAUCAUGUCCAGUGUCUCCAGUUCUACUAUUACCACAGUGGGAGUAGGUCAGACCACCUCAACAUCUGGAUCAGAGAGUUUCAGGAUGAAUUGGACUUCAAUGGAACCCCACGCCUCAUGGGACAGAUUCAUGGUGGACCAACAAAAGACUGGAAGCUCCAUCAUGUUUCCCUGGAUGCCGCCAAGCACUUCACGGUGGAGUUUGAGGCUCGUAAAGGAGCAGGAAGCUCUGCAGGCGGCUUCUCAAUCGAUGACUUCAAUCUGUCGGAGAUCGAAUGUCCACAUGUUACCAUUCAGCUUGAUGACUUUGAGCGAAAUUGGGAGGCCAGUGAGAUUGAAGCCACUAUCUACAGCCCUCGGCAAUACUCCAGUGGGGGCUAUGCUUACGUGGUACAGGUUGUACUGUUCGAUAAAUAUUUCGGAUUGUUUGUGCAACUCGUGUCUGGUAAAAAUGAUGACCGGCUGGAGUGGCCUUGCACAGAAAGGCAGGUGACCUUCAAAAUGCUGGAUCAGAACUCCAACAUCCAGCUGCAGAUGUCCAAGCAACAUAGUAUCACCAGUGACCUAAGCACGUUCGAUUCUGAUGGCAACUAUCUGUGGGACAAUCCUCGUCUGAAUGGAUAUUCCUACGUAGAUGACAAUGGGGAAACCAUCUUCGCCGGACCUCUGUUUGGCAGAUCCUUUUUUUCCAAUAAAAAGGAAAUAAAAACCAGAGAGUUCCUCAAGGGAGGAAGUGUCAUUUUCAGCUUUAGCUUCCAAGAUAUCACUGCUCUCAUCAAUGGAAGUGCUCUGCCACGUCCUCAAGUGGGACCUGUAGAUAUUAAAUAUCCUCCUAAAGAUCUGAACGAAGGCCCUUGUUCAUCAUGGAUCAGCCCAAUUCCCAAGACAACUGAAGAGAGCAUUACAACCCUUGACCCUCCAAGACCCACCGAUGACAGCAUUUUUGGCUUCUCUCCUGGUUUGGUUUGUUCUCCUUUCCUCACCCUGCUGCUAGCGUUGAUGCUGUUGGUACCUUGAAGCACAUGUCACCUCUGCGCAUGACGGGACCAGCAAAUGUGCCACUGGCCGAGUAAUUCAGCAGUUCUUACAUUUAUUAAGUUGCUUUUUGUGUGUUGUUUUU
This is a messenger RNA of Eleginops maclovinus (Patagonian blennie), 7233 nucleotides long. Its product is annotated as meprin A subunit beta-like. Gene Ontology annotation, biological process: proteolysis. Lineage: Eukaryota; Metazoa; Chordata; Actinopteri; Perciformes; Eleginopidae. Gene Ontology annotation, molecular function: zinc ion binding; protein binding; metalloendopeptidase activity. Bases 5103 to 7130 code for a protein of 675 amino acids. Gene Ontology annotation, cellular component: membrane. The record is from RefSeq and is a predicted model, not a curated record. The transcript is spliced from 18 exons.